AUGAUCUUGACCAAAACCAAGGGCCUGGCCAUGGUGUACUACAUCACGAACUACGCCACCAAACUGGAUACGCCGAUGUGGAAGCGCAUUGCUCUCGCCACCGAGGUUGCCCGCCAACUCCGCGAAGCCGGUGGUGCGAGGUGUCGCGCGCCAGGUCCCACCCUGCCCGACGACAGGCAGCAGGCAGUUUUAAACAAGAGCCGUCAGUUCCUGAUGAGAACGGCAAAUCGGAUCUUCUCCGAGCGACAACUCUCGGCCGUCGAGGUCUGUUACCACCUCCUUGGAUAUGACACCGACUUUACCAACGUGCCGCAUUGCCCCGGAGACCAUCCUCUGAGGCAAGGAGGGCGAACGCUUCUAUGCUUAGAUGCGUACGCCUACCGGGGCCAUGUUCUACGGGACUUAUGCCUGUAUGACUACAUGUCGAUGAUUCAUUUGGAUUCCGACUGUGACGGCUGGAUGCAAAAGCUUCGACGGCCCGACCAGUACGCCGUCCCGAUCUUCCAAGGAUACAUCAGCGACGACCAUGACGACGAUCACCCAGUGUAUAUUAAGCGAAAUUCUGUCCUACAUUUGGCGUUAUUCGUCCCUUGGGAAAACUUCAUUUCUGAGAGCCAAGGCGAUAUAACCGACAUAUGGACGACGCAUCGAGCGCGGCUUUGUCCCCGCCUCCGUUUCUACGUCUCCAACAUUUGUCUUUUGAGAAAGUCUGCCGAGGACGCGCGUAAAGACGCGAAGCUCUGGGCCACUCGAUCGGAGGGUGACGACACAAUUGACGUCGAGUACCCACUUGACGAUGGCCGCUACGAAGAGGAGCCUCCAGCGAUGGCCCAUCGUCAGGCCUACAGAGCUCUACUCAGAUUUUGCGAAAUGCCGUGCAAGAUACAGACGCCACGAAAGACUCCCCCGUCCUUGGAGGUUUAA
This is a messenger RNA of Hirsutella rhossiliensis, 924 nucleotides long. RefSeq names its product PIF1 protein. The record is from RefSeq and is a predicted model, not a curated record. The transcript has 4 exons. The coding region runs from base 1 to 924 and encodes 307 amino acids. Lineage: Eukaryota; Fungi; Ascomycota; Sordariomycetes; Hypocreales; Ophiocordycipitaceae.